AUGGUAAAGAAGAGAGUUGCAGAGGAGACGGCUGUCAAGACGAAGAAGGCCAAGAUCGAUCCAGAGCAUUCCGAGGAUGAGUCUGAAGAUCAGUUGGACGAUCUGGACUCCAACGAUUACGACGAACAGGAAGAUGAAGCAAGUGAAUCUACCAACAAUAAAGAAAACGGCGACGCUAAUAGACCAUCCAGACAGGAACAGAAAAAGCUUUUGUCGGAGAGAAAACUCAAACGCAAGUCAGGUACUCAAGUAGAGAACAUCAAACGCCUUUGGGAGAAAUUGAGGGUGAAAAAUCCUCCAAUGCCAAAAGAAGUCCGCGAUAAGCUCUGCGACGAGACAUGGGAACUAUCCAAGGAUGUGAUUGGCGAUCUUGUUUUGAAACACGAUGCCUCGCGUGUGGUUCAGACGCUUGUGAAAUACUGUUCAAAAGAGCGCCGUGAGAUCAUUACAAGAGCUCUUAAAGGCAAUUUCUACAACCUUGCUACCUCUGCUUACGGAAAGUACUUGUUGAUAAAGUUGCUGCACUACGGCUCCAAGGACUCGAGAGAGCUUAUUCUGUCUGAGCUCCAUGGAAAGCUCCGCAAACUGAUUCGUCAUAGAGAAGGUGCCUAUGUUGUGGAGGACCUAUAUGUGCUAUACGCUACCUCGAAACAAAAGUCUCAAAUGAUCCGGGAGUUCUGGGGCUCGGAGUAUGCUGUUUUCCGUGACCCGAACGACACGCGUACCAUCAAGGAGGUGUGCGCUGAGUCCGCUGAGAAAAGAGCCCUGAUUGCCAACAAUCUCAUGACAACCAUCCGUGGCUCCGUGGAGAAAGGAUCCACCGGGUUCCAGAUUCUGCAUGCCGUUAUGCGCGAGUAUGUGCAGAUAUUCGAGAACGAGGAAGUGCGCGCUUUUAUUGAGCUGUUGCAGGACCAGGUGGCCGAGCUGGUGCAUACUCCUGAAGGUUGCGAGGUCGCUUGCACUCUGGUUUCUAGGGCUAAUGCCAAGGAGAGAAAGGCCAUCUUGAAAGGCCUGAAAAACCAUGCCGAAGCAUUGGCCACGAACGAGCACGGUCAGUUUGUGCUGCAGAUGAUUUUCAUGACCGUUGACGAUACGGUUCUCGUUAACAGAACGUUUUCGGGCGCUUUGAAAGACAGCUUUGACAAGAUCAUGGUUGGCAAGUUCUCUAGAAGACCGUUUGUGUAUUUGCUCAACGGACUGGACCGUUCUUAUUUCUCACCGCUGGUCCUCAAAGACGUUGAGAAGUACACAGAAAUGGCCACUGAGACGUCCAAGAAGCCACAGGACCAGCGUCGUAAGGAGUUGCUCAAGAACUUCCUUCCUAUUUUCUACGAGACAUUUUUGCACAAGCCGGUAAUCUUGGGCGAGAAUUUGGGUGCUCAGUUUGUUCUGGAGCUUAUUCUGAACAACGAGUUUCCUGAGGAGGCACAGGAAUAUAGACAGCAAGCACUGGACAUAAUAAUCACUGAGAUGAAGCAGGAGCUUGACGAAGAGCAUCUGCUGAAUAAACCAUUCACUCCUAGACUGGUGAAGACUCUCAUUCAGGGUGGAAGAUGGAACAGCAAGGAGAAGAAAGUUGACGUGGUGGAUGGUAUCGGCAUUGGCAAGGAAUUCGCAUCUAUCUUUGCCGAGAGAGUGUUUGCAAACGGAGAAAAUGAAGACGUUCUCAAAGCGUGGAUUAACGACAACCAGGGUUGUUUUGUUCUUGUUGCUCUGUUUGAAUGUUUGAAGGAUGCCAAGAAGCACUCAUUCCCUAGGAAACUGAAGAAGAUGGACAAGCUGAUCAAGAACCAGGGCGACUCCAACAAGGGAGCACAGCUGCUGCUCAAGGUGUUUUGA
Ogataea haglerorum is the source of this 1839-nucleotide messenger RNA. RefSeq lists its product as uncharacterized. Gene Ontology annotation, cellular component: nucleolus. The transcript has a single exon. Lineage: Eukaryota; Fungi; Ascomycota; Pichiomycetes; Pichiales; Pichiaceae. Gene Ontology annotation, molecular function: mRNA binding. Bases 1 to 1839 code for a protein of 612 amino acids. The record is from RefSeq and is a predicted model, not a curated record. Gene Ontology annotation, biological process: regulation of translation.